This is a messenger RNA of Eriocheir sinensis (Chinese mitten crab), 3316 nucleotides long. RefSeq lists its product as uncharacterized. NCBI's taxonomy places the organism in Eukaryota, Metazoa, Arthropoda, Malacostraca, Decapoda, Varunidae. Bases 506 to 2329 code for a protein of 607 amino acids. Gene Ontology annotation, cellular component: extracellular region. The transcript is spliced from 13 exons. The record is from RefSeq and is a predicted model, not a curated record.
UCGCUCAGUGACACUCAGUUUCCCGCGCCGGGUCUCAGGAGGCAGUCAGUGGCUCACCAGCGACUCCCAGCCACGAGCCCUUUGGUCACGCGUGCUUGUCCCAGCGGCGCUUCUUCCUGCCUCAGCUGACACAGAUAACCGAGACCAAGACCGAGACCACCUCAUAUGCAGACGCCAAACGAACAUACGCACGCACCACAAACCUUUGUCGGAAAAAUGACAUAAAAGCAAAACACGUGUGGAAACUUCAAUGCUACUUCAACAAGACGGAAAACAGCCAGAAAAAUAAGAAAUGAAUAAAGAAAGAGAUACAUAGAGAUACAUAGUUAUUUACAGAGGCUUCUAACAAGGAGUGAAAGCCGUUUUUAGGCGAGUCACAGCGCCGAAGAAGCAUUAUUAUUAACAGUGAAGUGAAGUGCAGUGAAGUGAAGUGAAGAGAAGUAAAGUGUCCGCGGCGCCGCAAUGUGUGUCAAGGUUGCAUUUCUGAGGCCCGUCGUGCACCUGUAUGGGUAAAUGUUGCUCCAAACCGCAAGUGCAUCACGAAGUCGAAGCGGAAACCCAAGAGGUACUUUUGGAAAUCGACCCAGGUGGCGGCCCUUUCAAAAUGACGGGCGGAACACUACUGGCGAGCUCUCCGGGGCGCUGGGGCGUCCCGGCGAGGGGCACUCACGCCUCCAGGAAGGCAGCGCUCAUCACCACCAGCCCAGGGAUAUGCGGGAACAGGAAGCCUGUCAUCGCUAGGAACCUCGGGGUGCGCCAACAGGCCACUACAGGAGGGAUGGUGGCAAAGACGUUUCAGUUCAGCAGCGACGGCGGCAGCGGGGUGGAGGUGCAGGGUGUGAAGGGCGCCCGCUUCAUCACCACCUGCCAGGCCUUCGUCAGCGGCACCACCCAGCGCGCCAACGUCAACUAUGAGACCAACAGACGCUCCUCCCUCACCGUCACCUCCACGCCCAAAGGCAAAAGGAUGGCCAAGACCAAGACCGAGACCACUGUUCGCACCUACACCAAGGAUGGAAAGAAGUACGAGGAGACGAUGGUGGUGGAGACGAGGGAGGAGGACGACGGCAGCGUGACCACCACCACCCGCACCACCACCAAGACCCUCGACGGGGGCGCCUUCAGCACCAAGGGUCUGGCGUCCGCCCUUGAGGGCGCCAGGACGAGUCGGGGCGGUCGUAAGUCGUCCUCCAGCAGCAGCGACUCUUCCCCCACACGCGUCAAGCCCCAGAGGCCCAAGGACAAGGCCGAGACCAAGCCAGGCAAGGGCGGCUUCCUGAACAAGCUGAAGAGCGCUAAGUCCUCCGACGACUCGAGCGACGACGAGGAGGACUUCGCCAAGAGCGUCCACAAGAGCGUCAACGAGUACCGCGUCAACCACGGCGUGGCCAAGCUGAAGCUGAGCAAGGAGGUGUUCGCCAUAGUGAUGCUGAACAAGUACGCUAAGAUAUGGGCCAAGAAGCUGGCGGCCGACGAGAGGAUGUCCCACAACCCUGACCCCAAGUACGGUGAGAACGUCUUCUGCCUCAGCUCUAACUCCACCAACUUCAACGUGGACCCCAAGGAGGUGGUAGACAAGUGGUACUCCGAGAUCAAGGACCACAAAUUCGGCCAGGAGCCCAAGGGGACGACGCUCAAGAGCGGUCACUUCUCGCAGUUGGUGUGGAAGGACACCAAGCAGAUGGGGGUCGCCAAGGCCAGGAGCGCCGCGGGCACCAAGGUCUUCGUGGUGGCUAACUUUGACCCUCAGGGCAACUGGAUGGGCCAGUUUGCCGACCAGGUCCCUCCUGUCGGUGGGUUCCCAAAGUCGGCAACCUCGGGGAAAACAUCAAUCUUCAACAGGGCUCGCAAGUCUUCUUCCUCUAGUGAGUCCUCCUCUGACGAGGAAGACUUUGCCGAGGACUGCCUUAAGGCCCACAACACUUUCCGCGCCAAGCACGGAGUCCAGCCCCUCAAGAUGAGCAAGAAACUGAACAAAGUGGCUGAGGAGUGGGCGAAGAACCUUGCCAAGAGAGACAUGAUGCAGCACCGCCAGAACAACGAGUACGGCGAGAACCUGUACUGCGCCUACUCGUCCGACCCCAAAUUCAAGGUGAAGGGCGACGUGGCGGUCAAGUCGUGGUAUGAGGAGAUGAAGGACUUUACGUUCGGCAAGGAACCCUCAGACCUCAGAGCUGGUCAUUUCACACAGGUGGUGUGGGCUGACACCAAGGAGAUGGGCGUGGCCUACAGCAAAGCCAAGUCCGGCAAGAUCUACGUGGUGGCCAACUACAGCCCCGCCGGGAACUUCGUGGGCAGCUUCGCCAAGAAGGUGCCGCGGGCGAAGUAGACGGACAACACACUGAUGACAAGGCCCAUAUUUUUAAACGUAUCGGUACCUCAGUUUGCCUGUUUCAAAAGCCUCUCAUCUAAGUUGCUUGGGUUUUCAUGGACUGUUUUGUGGUGCUAGAGAUAGUUUUACCCGACUUCAGUAUCUUGAACGGGAAACUCACCCAUGAAGACCAGGUUAAUCUUCUUUGUGACCUCGGGAAAUAGUCGUGAUGGGAGCCUACGUUUAAGAAUAUGGACCUUGCCAAGUCCCAAGCGCACCCUACACGCGCAUCUCAACUAGUGCAUCAUUCGUCAGUCAUUCUCCGAGUAGCGUUCAUGAACUAAUGGUAUUGAUGCUUUUCGAUUCCAUUCCUCAUUCAUUUCUUUCUGUCUGUACCUACUUGAAGCGAUAUAAGACAAUGUUCAUGUGAUUCUGAUUAAUUGGCAUGCUAGUGAUGAUCAGUUUUACCAGCCAGCAAAAACCGUCCGUAUCAUUUGAACUUCUCGUGAACUUUUUUUUCUUAUUCUAUCCAUGGUACCUGUUUAUAUUUCUCUCUGUCUUGUGUGCUCUCAGAUGAAACAAAUUAUAUUGACAUUCAAAUUCCCGUUAAUACUAAGCUACGGAAAUCAUUAUCAAUAUUAUAAAGUCGAACAUUGUAUUGUAUUUUUAUGUAUUAUGUGUAUAUAUGUAUGUAUAUUCCCAUUCAUCAUUAUUAUUAUUAUUAUUACACGUCCUUCACGAUAUUUGGACACCUGAUUAAGUUUUUAAGUCAGUAGGCCGAGGAAAAUAGAACUCCUUUCGGAACCCUAUUUUCCUAUGCCUCAACCAUUCCUGCAUGACGUUCCAUAUCUGAAUUAUAUAUAUAUUCCUUAUCUGUUCUUAAGUACUAUUUAUUCCACAUACUCUAAGGUUACUGAAAAGGGCUUUACAUGGCAUUAAGAAACAUUCUGUGAUUAAAUAUUAAAUAUGGCCUGUGAUUGUAUACCAGUAAAUAUCAAAGGCGUC